Carassius carassius (crucian carp) is the source of this 3347-nucleotide messenger RNA. RefSeq names its product sorbin and SH3 domain containing 3 (gene sorbs3). The transcript has 21 exons. The record is from RefSeq and is a predicted model, not a curated record. Gene Ontology annotation, molecular function: protein binding. NCBI's taxonomy places the organism in Eukaryota, Metazoa, Chordata, Actinopteri, Cypriniformes, Cyprinidae. Bases 400 to 2487 code for a protein of 695 amino acids.
AAAAGUGACAGUCUGCACACAGUCUGUACCUCACCAUAGCAACCCUUGUCAAUCAGGAAGUCCUGCAGUGGUGGAGCGAGUAAGAGAGAGAGAGAGAGAGAGAGAGAGUGCAUGUGCCUGUCAGUAAGUGAGAGGGACUUAACAGAGGUGAAGUAGACGGGAGCAAAAACCAGUGUAGAGAGAAAGAACUGACUGAAAACAGAUAGAGAGAGGGAAGAAAGUACAGAAAGAGCAGGCUGGACCUGAAAGGUUGUUUUAUACAAAGCAGACCAAGGAGCACUUUGGGAAUUGUGUGUGUUGUUUUGGGAAAUCUGUGCGUGGCUGCGCUGUCACACACCACACAAACCGGCAGUGAGUCUGAGAUCCGAGUGAUUACGGACCAGGAUCCCUGCAGAUGACAUGCAGUCUCAGAAAAGAGUGGAGGUGCAUGAGCAUCUCAACGGCUCCCGGAUCAUUUUCUCGGACGAGGCUCUUCCCGGCAGUGGAUCCAGACAGCACUUCAUGGCUCCGGAUAUGACCCAGGAAGUAGUAGUAAUGUCUCCUGGUCUUCCUACGCCUCCAUCAAGUCCGUUUCACAACAGUUCAGCCCCCGCGCAAGUGGCAGAGGUCAACGGAGGUGGAUUCACAACACACAGUUUCGGAUCCUACUAUGGGCCGACAAAUGUUGGAUUAUCCAAUGGUGUGAUACGGACUGGAGGUCCUGCCACUUUACCCAGGAUGUCUGGCACCCGAGAGGAGCACUUAAUCAAGUUCUCUGGAAUAGGUCCUGUAGAUGAGACAGGCAUGCCGAUCGCAUCUCGCUCUAGCGUAAAUAAGCCCAAGGACUGGUAUAAGAGCAUGUUUAGACAAAUCCACAAGAAACCAGAGGAGUCUGAGUUUGACUGGAGAGAAAGGAAGCUGUCAUCAUCUCCUCCCCCAGAUUCUGGCCAGCAGGACAUGCGCUCAGACCCCUUCACCCUCACCCCCCAUGGAGCCCUGCCCGACUGGGCUGAUCUGGGCGACACAGGGAAGCACCCAGAACCCAAGAGUAUUUUUGACUUUGAGCCUGGAAUGAGGGCAGCAGUAGAGGAUCGUAGUCAGCCUCUGAGGUCUGAGUCACAGAUGCCUUCAUAUCUCAGCCCAGUGAAACCUCAGUCCCAGUCUCCGUCCAUAGAGGCGACACUGGUGUCAGAGCUGAACCGUUUUGAGGCAGAGCUGGACUCAGACAUUCGUGGUCUGGAGAGGAGAAUGUCCCAGAAGCAGCAGCAGCGGCGAGGCAGGGGUGAGGGAUCUAAAGCCAACACAGCAACCACAAGAACAGAAGAGAAUAGACAAGAAAACAGCUAUCCCAUAAUCCCCUGCUCUGUAAAGCAGGGCACAACAGCGAGCUUCAUGCACUCUGAUGAUCACAUAACAUCAUCAGACAUGGAUUUCCCUCCUAAGAAAGAAGAGAGAAAGAUGAAAGCAGCACGAGUGAAAUUUAACUUCCAAGCACAGUUGCCAAAGGAGCUGACCUUACAAAAAGGUGAUGUAGUGUACAUACACCGGCAGGUGGACGCCAACUGGUAUGAAGGAGAGCAUCAUGGGAGAGUGGGGAUCUUUCCCACCAGCUAUGUGGAGAUUAUUCCUCCAACAGAGAAGCCCACGCCAAUAAAGUCUCCCACCGUCCAGGUGCUGGAGUACGGAGAGGCCGUGGCCCUGUUCCACUUCAACGCUGAUCUGCCUGUGGAGCUGUCCUUCAGAAAGGGUGAGGUGAUCUCCAUCACCAGACGUGUUGAUGAUCAGUGGCUGGAGGGUCGUAUCGCCGGCACCACCCGCAGUGGAAUCUUCCCCAUUAACUACGUCCAGGUCAACAAAAUGCCCCGCACUAAAAGCAGUGAUGACUUUCCAUCUUCUCCCACUCUUACCCCAGAGCCCCUCAGUCCUGGUCGACCACAGCACUCCCCUCUGUCUUCCUCGUCACGCUCCCCUGAACCCCAGCUUUCACCUCACAAACACUCAAGCCAGUCAUGCUCCCCUCUGACACACACACAGCCCACCUCAACACAACAGCCUUCGAAGCACUUCCAGUUCUCUCCUGGCCUCACUUCACUCAUGAGCAACCAGACCGGAUCGCUGCACGCACACAGUCGACAGGAAAAGGACACCAGAUCACCCUUAUCACCCUCCAAUCAUGUGCUGACAUCUUCACAGGGUCCGGGACUGCCAGCCAAAACCAGCUCGCACCCUCCGUACAUCACCCAGGAUGGGACCAGAACACAAUCUCCGAAGCCCAAUGCAGAUGUAAAGUUUCCUUCCACAUCACAGUCACCUGUGAACAUGGGUUAUUCACGACAACCCUAUAAAGCAGUUUACAACUAUAAACCCCAGAACAGAGACGAGCUGGAGCUGAAAGAGGGAGACAUCGUUCAGGUCAUGGAGAAGUGUGAUGAUGGCUGGUUUGUAGGUACGUCUGAGAGGACCCAAGCUUUUGGAACAUUCCCUGGAAACUAUGUGGCACCAGUUUAAGAGCUUCCACCAAUUCUCACUGAUACUACAAACUCCAAACCACUAAUCAAUGCAAAAUACUGUCUGUCUGCACUGCCUCUUUACACUAAACACAAAACCACUGCCCUCUUCACACACACACAUCAACACACACAAACUUCCUUCACAAAGCAUGUGCACUGCUCUCCUCACAGACGCUGGACACCGCUGGGUUUGACCACUCGUGUGAUGAAGCCACACUGCAUUAUGCUUUGAAGAUCCUUACAUUUAAUUACAGUUGUCCACAAUUCUAUUCACGUUAUCUAAGAUGACUUACUCAAUUUUAACUUCUUUGUAAAGUUUAACUUCAUUUUGGUUUCAGAUUUGUAGCAACAUUGCACUUGAACACUACAUAUCCUGAGGAUCUGGAUGGGACACAUGGUUAAAACUACUUUAAAAAAAAAAAAAAUUUUUUUUCAUUCUCAUCUCAGUUAUUACCCUUUUUGCACUGGCUUAGCUGAUUGCCACAUCAUAAUAGAAACACAACGGCAGUUUUUGCAAUCAUUAUCAAGUGUCUGUAAGCGCUAAUGCAGUUGUCUUAAAGUUGUGUUUUUGUAACAAACCCAGCAUGCCAUUCUCUUAAACUUUAGGAAAGGGAAUGUGUUGCCAGUUUCAAACUCUUUUGUACUAGUAAAAGUCUCCUGUUUAGCAAAAAAAAUCAGUUAUAUGAUAUGAGAUAUAUAUAAAUGAUUAAAACCAUAUUCAGCUGAAAAUGUUAAUGCAGGGUCAGUCUUCAGGAUCAGAAGAACAUCAUGAUUUGCAUGUUUGUUCAUUCUCACACACUCACACACAAAACCUUAAGCAGUAUUUUUUCUUGUUUUCCAGUAAACAUUACUAAACAA